This is a messenger RNA of Schizosaccharomyces octosporus yFS286, 1546 nucleotides long. RefSeq lists its product as uncharacterized. Bases 302 to 1183 code for a protein of 293 amino acids. The transcript has a single exon. The record is from RefSeq and is a predicted model, not a curated record. NCBI's taxonomy places the organism in Eukaryota, Fungi, Ascomycota, Schizosaccharomycetes, Schizosaccharomycetales, Schizosaccharomycetaceae.
ACUACAUGCCGUACCAUCACACACACAUACCAAAACCUCCAAAAUCGAAUAUCUAAAGUAGACGAAAGCUGGAAGUUUUGUUUAGACAUUUCUCAUGGUUUGUUUUUCGUAACUUGGAAUAAUUUUUUUUCACAUUGUAUCUUGUGCCAUUCCCAAGGUUUAUAAACAAACAACUUCAACUUAACAGAAUUCUUAACUUGCAGCAAACUGUGAACCAAGACAGUAAUACUUAUUGAUUCAUUCGAUUUUAUUAGUUAACCCAACAUUCGCAAUACAUUGAGGAGCGUUUUACAAAGUUGGAAUGCUAUGGGGGUUGUUGUACUGCUGCAACCGUUCGAAGCGUAGAGCUCAUCAAGGAGGUUUGUUUCUUAAAGAGGAGGAAAAAUCAUUUUCUUUUCCGGAGACCGUCAAAGAUCGAUCUAGUAAGAAUUCCCGGUCGAGUCUGAGCAUAGAAUGGACAACAGAGGCUCUUCAGCAGUUUAUCUACCAGUAUUCAGCUCGACGAAAUUUAUCCAGUGAGCAAAGCUUGUCAUUGUCUUAUUUCUCUCAAUCCUAUGCGCAGCUGUUCAAGCACGUAUAUUACAGUGACAGCCGAUCCAUGACAGAGGCAGACGAAGCACAGGCUAUUGUUACGUUUACCAUCGGUUCCUAUUUAUAUAAAUGCACCAAUCCGAAAACUCGUUUUUGGAAACGUUUAAUUGAGCACAUGGAAAAUAUUGAGGAUGAUGGCACGUGCACACGGCCUCAGCUUGAGUUUCGCAAGAAGGUUGCAUCUGCGCAGAUUGGUCAUCCGGCUUUUCAUUUCCUUCCCCUCCAGAAUAAACGAAGCUUUCAUUAUAUAUGGUCUCUGUUUGUUUCUUCAUACUUCAUGAAUGCUGCCUCUGCUACUCCUUCCCCUCAACAAGUCGCUGUUGAUGAUAUCGUACAGCAAAAAAAUAGGAAGUCUACACCACGAGAAAUUAGAACUAGAGAAGAUGUCGAUAUCAUAAGAGAUAAAUUCUUACAACUUCUUACAGAAUGCCCGGAUGAAUUCUGUGAAAACUGGUUACAACGAAUAUACAUAACAUGUGUCCUUCCAAAAAAUCAUUAUAUUUAUACUUUGGAUGAAAAUCUUGGCUUUUUGGAGUCAAUUGAAUCCAUGAAGCAGCAGAUUACUCGUCGAAAAGCUGCAGAAUUUGGGUAGCUCACGUUAAUUGAGCUUUCAGUGUUUUAACUUAACGUAUUUAUUCUUCUUGUCUUUACUUUCUGUUUGUUCGUUUCUUUUCCCUUUUUAGAACUCGGUUAUUCAUAAUGAGAAACUAAAUUUUCUUUUGAUUAUAGUGACGACCCUUUUAUGCUUAAAUUAAUCCAUUUUUGCCUUUUCUUGUCACUGUAUAACCAUUUCUACAUAAUCGUCAAAUGGCACAAUUCUUUUCCUCAAUCCCAAUACUAGAUAGACACGUGUUAUACAUGGUAAUUUUUAAUAAUUUACUACUUAAUCAUAUACAUAUUUUUUUAUAGGACACUCUCCUAUAAAUUAGCUACUAAGUAAAAAGGUUACAAGAGC